Magnolia sinica is the source of this 942-nucleotide messenger RNA. RefSeq lists its product as uncharacterized. NCBI's taxonomy places the organism in Eukaryota, Viridiplantae, Streptophyta, Magnoliopsida, Magnoliales, Magnoliaceae. The record is from RefSeq and is a predicted model, not a curated record. The transcript is spliced from 2 exons. The coding region runs from base 1 to 942 and encodes 313 amino acids.
AUGGAAUCGAAGGACUUUAGACCCGUGAGUCUCAUCGGGGGCCCUUAUAAGAUUCCGGCCAAGAUGUUGGAUUCCAGAUUUAGGGAGUGCAUAUCCAAAGUUAUAUCAGAAAAUCAAGGGACUUUUGUUAUCGGAAGAAAAGCUUCCAAUUUGGCUCUAAUUGCUCAUGAAUGUAUUGAUUCUAUGUAUAGGGAGAGGAAAAGCAGUCUCGUGUGCAAAUUGGACAUUGAGAAGCCUUAUGAUCAUGUUGAUCUCAAUUUCUUGGACUAUAUGCUUGGGAGGAUGGGUUGUAGCAUUAAAUUGCAGGGAUGGAUUAAAAAAUGUGUGCGCUCAGCCUCUUUUUCCAUCUUGGUGAACAGGUCGCCUAAAGGAUACUAUAAAGGUUCUUGUGGCCUCUGCCAAGGUGAUCGUCUAUCACCAUAUCUCUUUGUGCUUGUAGUUGAAGCUCUUAGCAGGAUGCUUAAAAAGGGAGAAGAAAAUGGUCUAUUCACAGCUUCAGGUCUAAAGAUAAAUGCAGCGAAGUCGGACAUGCUUGGAGUGCAUGUUGAGCCUGGCGAUUUGUCUCGGAUGGCUGCUGCUUUCGGGUGCCGAACUGGAUCCUUCCUGAUUGAAUAUUUGGGGUUGCCUUUAUGUUUGGGGAAAUUGACAAAGCAUCUAUGGGACAUGGUGAUUGAAAGAAUCGAGUGGAAGCUUUCAACGUGGAGGAGAUAUAUGUCUUUGGGGGCUCGCCUCACGUUGAUUAAAUCAGCUUUCUCCAACAUGCCGCUUUACUUCUUGUCUCUAUUUAAAUGCCCAAAAUCAAUUUUGGACAAGCUUGAGAAGUUGAGGAGGGACUUUCUUUGGCACAGGGACUGCGAAGGGAGAAAGUUUCAUCUCCUAGAAUGGGACGAAGUGUGUAAGCGGGGACACAGCUCUGCUUGGGAAGUGGAUUUGGAGAUUUAG